CCCCUUUCCUCCAUUCAUGCGAGAAGAAUUGCUAACCAGUUCCUAGGUCCUACUACACUCUAACAAGUAUGGAGCGCCUCACGCACCAAGACAUGUUCUGGGCGCGGGCAUUAUCCCACAGACAUCAAGGUAUAUUAGUGUUAAGUAUACUUAGCAUGGACCGGUGUUCGUUUCCAGCGCUCUCCUUCUAUCCUACCCACGCUGCUCUUUCCAUCAUGGAGAGCGCGGCAGGUGUCGUAUGGAGAGAAGAGCUCUAGAUUCGUUCUGAGAUUAUACGGUUUAUAACUUGAUCUGGAUAAUACCAGCGAAAGGAUCAUGCCUUCCCUUCAACCCCCUUGAACUAUCUUAACACUCCGCAGGCUUCACACCUUGAAGACUCACUAUCAACAUGUCUCCUCCCGCUGCCUCUUUCGAGAAUCCCGUUGCCAUCAACGGCAACGCCUUGCACGUCAAGAAGGAUCUAGCCGUCAAGCCUGCUGCCAAUGGCAUGGCGAAGACGCUAGCCGAAAUGGAGGACAAGUGGGAGUCGUUCACCUUCUCUCCGAUCCGCGAGUCCCAGGUCUCACGUGCUAUGACCCGUCGCUACUUUGCGGACCUUGACAAUUACGCCGAGUCCGACAUCGUCAUCGUUGGCGCCGGAUCCUGCGGCUUGAGCACUGCAUACAUGCUCGCCAAGAAGCGCCCCGACCUCAAGAUCGCUAUCAUUGAGGCUGGCGUUGCUCCCGGCGGCGGUGCCUGGCUUGGAGGUCAGCUCUUCAGCGCUAUGGUGAUGCGCAAGCCUGCCGAUGCGUUCCUCAACGAUCUAGGCGUUCCCUACGACGACGAGGGCGACUUCGUAGUCGUGAAGCAUGCUGCGCUCUUCACCUCCACCCUUCUCUCGCGCGUCCUCUCCUCCCCCAACAUCAAGCUCUUCAACGCCACCGCCGUCGAAGACCUCAUCACGCGCCCGGCGCCCACCGCCAGCGACCCGCACGCCGUCCGCAUCGCCGGCGUCGUGACGAACUGGACGCUCGUCUCCAUGCACCACGACGACCAGAGCUGCAUGGACCCCAACACCAUCAACGCACCCCUCGUCAUUAGCACCACGGGCCACGACGGGCCCUUCGGCGCCUUCAGCGUCAAGCGCCUCGUCAGCAUGCAGCAGCUCGAGAAGCUGGGCGGCAUGCGCGGGCUCGAUAUGCGCACCGCCGAGGAUGCGAUUGUCAAGCGCACGAGGGAGGUGGUUAGGGGCUUAGUCGUCGGCGGCAUGGAGUUGAGCGAGGUGGAUGGCGCGAAUCGCAUGGGGCCGACGUUUGGGGCUAUGGCGCUUUCGGGCGUCAAGGCCGCGGAGGAGGCGCUCAAGGUUAUUGAUGAGCGCAAGGCGGAGAACGAGUACUGAUUGUGUUCUGUUCGCGGAUCGCUCGUGGGCUGGUCUGGUUUGGACUGAGCCGAGUCUUUCCCUUAGCACAACAACACCUUACCCUUCAGGGGCAAAG
Messenger RNA from Trematosphaeria pertusa, 1475 nucleotides. RefSeq names its product Thi4-domain-containing protein. Gene Ontology annotation, biological process: thiamine biosynthetic process. The transcript has 3 exons. NCBI's taxonomy places the organism in Eukaryota, Fungi, Ascomycota, Dothideomycetes, Pleosporales, Trematosphaeriaceae. The record is from RefSeq and is a predicted model, not a curated record. Bases 389 to 1378 code for a protein of 329 amino acids.